AUGCCCACGCCAACGCUCAACCUGGGCAGUAUCACAGGAUCGUCGUCGGUGUCGAUUCUGGAUCGCUCGCUCUCGUCUUCAUCCCUUCGCACUUCGCCGUCACCCGGUCGGAUGCGGCAGAAAAGCUUUGGUCGCCAACCAGCCCGAGUUGCUGCCGCGCCCGUCUCGCCAACUCGCCCACCAUCGAUUGUAACUCGUUCCGAAGACUUGUCGAGCGUGGCGCUCAGCAACGACGACGGUGAGGUCACACUGGGAGUCCAUCAAGAGAUGGCGAGCGACCUUCCAACAGCAGAGGACGACGUCGACCACGAGGAAGAGAAGGGGAAGCUGCGGGCUGAGAUCGAAGAUCUGCAGCAGGAGUUGCGAGACCUCCGAGACGCCAGCGAGAAGAACGAUGAGACUUGGCAGCGCGACAAUGCUCGGCUAAAGGAGCAGCUCAAAGCUGCAAGCGCGCGUGAAGCGACCCAAGAGGAGCAGCUCCGGGCCCGUGACGACCAGCUCGCAAUCUGCCGUCAAGAGCUGCGCGAGCUUCAAGAGCACCAGCUGAAGCUCGAGCAAGACCAGAGGACGCCUCCAGUACCUCUUCCCGUCGAGGACGCUGGCAAUUCGGGGCUUGGACGAGAGCGCGAUCUACUUAAACUCGUCGUGAAGUUGUGUCGACGCUUGUCGCCAGCGUCGCGGGCCAAUUCACCGCCGAAAUCCACCGACGUCGGCCACACCGAAAGUCUCCACGAACUGCUGUUCGGGGCAAGUCGCUCACCUCGACCUCCGUCCCCGACGUCCAUCCGCUUCAACUCGAUGGGCUCGCGAACUCCACACAAGUGA
Molecule: messenger RNA, 825 nt
Organism: Phytophthora sojae
Lineage: Eukaryota; Oomycota; Peronosporomycetes; Peronosporales; Peronosporaceae
Exons: 3
Coding region: 1-825 (274 amino acids)
Source: RefSeq, a predicted model, not a curated record